This is a messenger RNA of Cynara cardunculus var. scolymus (artichoke), 2943 nucleotides long. Its product is annotated as pentatricopeptide repeat-containing protein At3g16010. The record is from RefSeq and is a predicted model, not a curated record. The coding region runs from base 447 to 2270 and encodes 607 amino acids. The transcript is spliced from 5 exons. NCBI's taxonomy places the organism in Eukaryota, Viridiplantae, Streptophyta, Magnoliopsida, Asterales, Asteraceae. Gene Ontology annotation, molecular function: protein binding.
AGUCUAUCCUUCUUUUCUUCCCUGUCUUACUUUUGCACCAUCUGCUGUAUUCUAUAAUCCCUCUUCUUGAAGGAAAUCUGCAGUUUGAUUUCUCAUGCCAAACAUAAUGAUUUUCAUUAACAAGACUUGCUCCCUCAGUUUCACAAAGGAGAUACAUUUGAACCUUUAGCUCAACACAGUGAUUUCUAUAAUGCUGCUGUUCUUAUUUUUGAUGAAUUGUGGUAUUUUUAAUGCUAAUUGAUUCUGGCAUGUUGCGAAUGCAACACAAACAUUAUUCAGUUCAUAUGAAUUCAUUUAAUUUGGCAAGAAAAUCGUUGUCUAGAAGUUUCAAAUCCUUGUCAUCUUAAGUCUGAUUGUACCAUUUUUGACAUCCAAAUGAAGAUGCGUCAUUUGCUGAAGUUCAGAAGUACCAUAUUUUUCAGUCUAAAGAAAGUGAAAUUGUUCAAAUGUUUCGUUUGUCGGGUCCCAGAGAAGAUACCAGGAAUUUACCCAUCAAUCAAAGAACAUCAAGAAAGAGUGGAUCUGCAAGGACGUUGGACGAGAGAUUUAUUAGGAUUUUGAAGAUAUUUAAGUGGGGGCCUGAUGCAGAAAAGGCUCUAGAGGUACUGAAGUUAAGAGUCGAUCAUCGAUUGGUUCGUGAGGUUUUGAAUAUAGAUGUAGCCAUCAAUGUCAAGAUGCAGUUUUUCAAGUGGGCUGGGAAAAGAAGGCAUUUUGAGCACGAUUCCACUACUUACAUGACUUUAAUUUGUUGUUUGGCCGACUCUGGAAUGUUUGGGGAUAUGUGGAAGAUGAUCCAAGAGAUGGUUCGACAAUCAGUUGUCAUUGACCCUAAAGAUUUAUCUGAAGUUGUAAGACUAUUAGGCAAGGCGAAGAUGAUCAACAAAGCACUUUCGUUGUUUUAUCAAGUCAAAGGUCGCAAGUGCAAGCCGACUGCGAGUACUUAUAACUCCAUUAUCUUGAUGCUAAUGCAAGAAAAUCAUCCCGAUAAGGUGUAUGAUCUCUACAGUGAGAUGUGUAAUGAAGGUAAUUGCUUCCCCGACACAGUAACAUACAGCGCUCUAAUGUCGGCAUUUUCCAAAUUAGGUCAUCAUAACCCUGCUAUAAGGUUGUUUGAUGAAAUGAAGGAAAAUGGUUUUCAUCCUAAUGCUAAGAUUUAUACAACUUUAUUAGGAAUAUACUUCAGGGAUGGUAAGGUAGAAAAGGCUAUAGAUUUAGUGGUGGAGAUGAAAGAGAAGGGUUGUGCGCCCACCGUUUACACUUAUACAGAGUUAAUAAGGGGGCUUGCGAAAGCUGGAAGGGUUGAAGAAGCAUACGGGAUAUACAGGGAUAUGCUAAAACAGGGUUGUAAGCCCGAUGUCGUUCUCAUAAACAACGUCAUCAACAUAUUGGGAAAAGUUGGUCGUCUGGCUGAUGCUCAGAAGGUCUUUGAGGAGAUGAAAUUUUUUAAUUGUGAACCCAAUGUAGUGACAUACAACACUAUGAUUAAGGCUCUUUUCGACUCUAAAGCUUCACCAUCUGAGGCUUCUUCAUUGUUUGAGAAGAUGAAGGAGAACGGUAUUGUUCCUAGCUCCUUCACCUACUCUAUCCUCAUUGAUGGUUUUUGUAAGACGAAUAGAGUGGAGAAAGCUUUAUUGCUUCUCGAGGAAAUGGACGAAAAGGGUUUUCCUCCUUGCCCGGCUGCAUACUGUAGCCUGAUCAACAGUCUUGGAAAAGCAAAACGGUAUGAAGCUGCAAACGAGUUGUUUCAAGAACUAAGGGAGAAUUGUGGGUCUUCUAGCUCUCGGGUUUAUGCUGUCAUGAUAAAAAACUUAGGAAAAGUUGGGCGUUUGACAGAAGCUAUCGAUCUUUUUAAUGAGAUCAAGAAAGUCAACGCUGUUCCAGAUAUAUAUGCUUACAACGCCCUCAUGUCUGCGAUGGUAAGGGCUGGUUCGAUAGAUGAAGCAUAUUCCUUGAUGAGGAACAUGGAAGAAAAUGGUUGUGCGGCUGACAUAAACUCGCAUAACAUAAUUUUAAACGGAUUAGCUAAGAGUGGUGGCCCACAACGGGCAAUGGUUAUGUUUGAAAAAAUGAAGCAUUCAAAGGUGCAGCCGGAUGGCGUCACUUAUAACACGCUUCUUGGCUGCCUUAGUCGUGCAGGCAUGUUUGAGGAGGCUGCAAAACUGAUGAGAGAGAUGAGGUCUUGCGGUUUUGAAUAUGAUGUUAUUACAUAUUCAUCGAUACUUGAGGCAGUUGGGAAGAUUGAUGUAGAUUCCACACAUCAAGCUCCAUGAAAAUGACUUCUACGGUCUGAUGGUCUAUAUAUGGUUUGCUAAAUCUGAUCCAUGGGUCUGAGACUCUUUUCGCUUAGUUGGCCAGUAACCUUUUUUCUGCUGGUAUGACGUAUGCAAUUGUCAAGACGUUUAGAAGAAGCAUACAAAGUUGCUUAUGAUGGCAUUGAGAUCAUCCUAUGCUUUCUACAUGUUUUUAAGCGAUCUCAAGAAUGGCGUCCAUGUGAAUAUGUGGUCGCUUCCCUUCAUUGGCUUCUCGUUGUACACACAAACACAUUUUAGAACUAAUUGCUCAAUGGGACUUUGUGGUCACAACUCCCCUCAAGAGAAAGACCCGCUUCAAAAUUUAAACACAACGGGUGAUUGAUGAACAUUUCAUGUGAUCGGAGACGGUGGUUGCUCAGCCAACAAGCGCAGAGAUUUGAACUGCCUUGAGACCAGGAACAAGGGUUAUUCGACAGAAAGUGGCCUCACGAAGGCCACUUUUCCCACAAGAACGAAAGAUGUUUUGAGUACUUUAGCCUCAGGAUGUAGCAUAUGGAUUCAAUUAGUUAACUGGCCUUUCUUUAAAACAUGUAAACAUAGUUGAAACUUGAACGUAUUACCUGUUAUUUUUGGUUUAGAGCUUGUUUGUUAGUAACUUAAUGAACUUAAUGGGACUCACUGCUUAAUCUGU